AAGAGCCAUCUUUUGGAAAGGGCAAAAAGCAAAGCAGAAAUUUUGCUCUUUUAAUCCAAACGAAAGCGAAUCCUCUCUGCAUCUCCAUUAGGGUUCUUUUUAUUCUCCUUCUUCCUCCGCAGAGGCUUUCUGGGAAAAAAAAACUUUUUUUUUUGUUGUUGUUGAGGAAAAACAAAACCUUUUUGGUCAUCAUCAGACAUACGAAAGAUGGGUAGAUGUGGAAGGAGCAACGUUGACGGUAACGGUAACGGAGUGAGACAGUACGUACGGUCUCCGGCGCCUCGCCUGAGAUGGACGCCGGAGCUCCACCGUUGCUUCGUUAACGCUGUUGAUUCGCUCGGCGGCCAACACAAAGCGACUCCAAAACUUGUUCUUAGGAUGAUGGAUGUGAAGGGACUGACCAUUUCACACGUCAAGAGCCAUCUCCAGAUGUAUAGAGGAUCUAAACUCGCUUUGGGAAAACAAGUGGAGAAUUCUUCGCCGAGAAGAAGACAAGACGACAGUGGCGAGGAACACGACAACUGGUCUGUACACACGAGGAAUGAUUGUCAUUUUGGCUCACAACCCUAUCUUUCUCGACAUUCUUCUCCUAGCAGAGGAAGGGCAGACCAGAGGAUGAUGAGUGUUUCGGCCUGUGAGGAUGAAGAAGAAGUUGAUGAUGAUGAUGAUGAUGAUGCUGAGCUUCACUUGAAUUUGAAAAUGGACAAUCGAGGGACAAUGCCCCAUUCCUUCAUAUUUCAAUCUCGCUUCCUCAAGGUUCAGAACCCAGAAGAUGAGAAGAUCAACUGGGAAAAUACCUGGCGGGAACACGAAGAACGCAAGGAGGGAGAAGAAGAAGAAGGAGAAUUCUCAGAAUGUGAAUUAUCUUUAUCGCUCUCAUUGAACCAUCGUCGCCCAUCUUCACGGAGAAGCAAUGGAUCAUCCUCCAUCAGUGAAUCAAGCGAAGCAUUCUCCUCUUGCUCUGCCCCCUUCGUCUUCAAGGAUUGCUCUGCGUCUUCUUCGGCUCAGCAACAAAAUCUCAACUUAAAUCUCUCGAUCUCUCUCCUUGGUAGCUGAAAAUUUUAUCAUAGAUUAGUGCAAUAGAUUCAGAUUCCUUUGGAACCCCCGAUCGUGUUCUCUGGGAUUCUAGAUUUUUCUCA
This is a messenger RNA of Tarenaya hassleriana, 1139 nucleotides long. RefSeq names its product putative Myb family transcription factor At1g14600. The record is from RefSeq and is a predicted model, not a curated record. Gene Ontology annotation, molecular function: DNA-binding transcription factor activity; DNA binding. The transcript has 6 exons. Bases 208 to 1056 code for a protein of 282 amino acids. NCBI's taxonomy places the organism in Eukaryota, Viridiplantae, Streptophyta, Magnoliopsida, Brassicales, Cleomaceae.